ACAAAAGUUUCAAAUGAGAGUUUAAGUGUGUUAAGAAGUUGACUUGACAGCAGCAGCAGCAAGCAGGGAUAAUGGCCGGCAUCACUAGAAUUUCUAGUUUUUGGCCAAGUUUUAGUCCUAGAGUUGGGUCAGUUACUGUCAGAUGGUAUAGUUCUAAUAAGGUAUAUGGUCCACUUGCUGAUGAAGACCGUAUAUUCACUAAUUUGUAUGGCCGACACGAGUGGAGACUGAAGGGUGCUCUUAGUCGUGGGGACUGGUAUAAGACUAAGGAGAUCAUCUUAAAGGGACCAGAUUGGAUUCUAAACGAAAUAAAGACUUCAGGACUUCGUGGCCGAGGUGGUGCUGGAUUUCCUUCUGGCAUGAAAUGGAGCUUUAUGAAUAAGCCUUCUGAUGGAAGGCCAAAGUAUUUGGUUGUGAAUGCUGAUGAGGGAGAACCAGGUACAUGCAAAGAUCGUGAAAUUAUGCGUCAUGAUCCCCACAAACUAGUAGAGGGUUGCCUCAUUGCUGGUCGUGCCAUGGGAGCUCUGGCAGCUUAUAUUUAUAUUCGUGGAGAAUUUUACAAUGAAGCUUCUAAUAUGCAAGUAGCUAUAAAUGAGGCUUACAAAGCUGGACUCAUUGGUGAAAAUGCUUGUGGCUCUGGCUAUAACUUUGAUGUAUUUAUGCAUCGAGGUGCUGGGGCCUACAUCUGUGGUGAGGAGACUGCUCUUAUUGAAUCUCUAGAAGGCAAACAAGGAAAACCACGUCUAAAGCCACCAUUUCCAGCAGAUGUUGGUGUCUUUGGCUGUCCAACUACAGUUGCUAAUGUUGAGACUGUUGCUGUUGCUCCAGCUAUCUGUCGCCGUGGUGGUAGCUGGUUUGUAGGGUUUGGCCGACCACGUAAUAGUGGUACAAAAUUGUUCAACAUUUCUGGCCACGUGAACAACCCAUGUACAGUAGAAGAAGAAAUGUCCAUUCCACUGCGAGAGUUGAUCGAACGUCACGCAGGUGGUGUGACUGGUGGAUGGGAUAAUCUCCUUGGUGUGAUUCCUGGUGGUUCAUCUACACCAGUCAUUCCCAAGCAUGUAUGUGAAGAGGCUAUUAUGGAUUUUGAUGGCUUGGUGGCUUGUCAAACAUCACUUGGGACUGCUGCUGUUAUUGUGAUGAAUAAGCAGACUGAUAUUGUCAAAGCUAUUGCACGCCUCAUUGCUUUCUACAAACAUGAGUCUUGUGGCCAGUGCACACCUUGCCGUGAAGGAGUAUCAUGGAUGUACAAAAUUAUGAACAGAUUUGUGAGAGGUGAUGCUCAUCCAGAAGAAAUUGAUGCCUUGUGGGAGGUUUCUAAGCAAAUAGAAGGUCACACAAUUUGUGCUUUGGGUGAUGGUGCUGCUUGGCCUGUUCAGGGAUUAAUUCGACACUUUCGCCCUGUUCUCGAAGAAAGGAUGGCAAAUUUUGCUGCUUCCCAGAAUGCACUAGCAAAUUAAUCUGUAAUAAGGUGGCAAAGUGUAUAUGUAGAGCAUGAAGCUGCAUUUUUUAAUUUUAAUAUUUUUUUUUUUUUAACCCUUUGACUGUCGCGGCCGUAUAUAUACGUCUUACGAGGUACCGUGUUUGACGUAUAUAUACUCAUAAAUUCUAGCGGCUUCAAAUCAAGCAGGAGAAAGCUGGUAGGCCCACCUGUGAGAGAAUGGGUCUGUGCAGUCAGUGUGCACCAUAUAAAAAAAAUCCUGGAGCACGCAGUGCAUAAUGAGAAAAAAAAACUCCGACCGUUUUUUUUAAUUAAAAUGCCGAAUUUGUGGUCUAUUUUCGUAUAGUAUUUAUGGUUGUAUUCUCGUUUUCUUGGUCUCAUUUGAUAGAAUGGAAAACAUAUUAUAGAAAUAGAGGUGAUUUUGAUUGAUUUUACUAUAAAAAGAACCUAGAAAUGGAGCUCAAAGUAGGGGAAAUGUUUGAUUUUUGCCGAUGUUCAAAAGUAAACAAAUGAUGCCAUUGUCCAAUAAAUGUCCAACUAGCCAUUCUAAUAUGCAGUCAUGAAUGGGUUGAUGUUAUUUAUACAAUUAUUACAGUAUUGCA
Molecule: messenger RNA, 2043 nt
Organism: Cherax quadricarinatus
Lineage: Eukaryota; Metazoa; Arthropoda; Malacostraca; Decapoda; Parastacidae
Product: NADH dehydrogenase [ubiquinone] flavoprotein 1, mitochondrial
Biological process (GO): mitochondrial electron transport, NADH to ubiquinone
Molecular function (GO): 4 iron, 4 sulfur cluster binding; NAD binding; FMN binding
Source: RefSeq, a predicted model, not a curated record